AUGGCCGUUUGUGGCAAGUUGACCGAGGCUUCCGACGGCAGAAUCGGCACUAGUGCUUUGCUCGACAAGAUGCAUGCACCCGAGGUUCUGGAGCGCAGGAAGGCUGCUCAGGCUUUGAAUGAUGGCAGCCCAGAGAGCCUCGCGAAAAAAAUCGGUCUCGUCCCCAACAUUCCCACCAUCAUCGACUCGCUCCAGAAGAAGAAGAUAGACCAGGAUGAGGAGAUGCAGAUCCUGGUCGCUGCGGAGAAGGCGCUCCAAGACGAGGGUGCAUCGUCGUCGAAGGGCAUCCAGCCCUACAAGCGUCGCCGCAUCGUCAGCUCCGAGCUGAUGGGCAACACCAAGUACUACAUGGCAAAGACGUCCGACGUGCUUCACCCGGCCCUGGGCGAGCUGUCCUUGAGUACUCGAUCAUUCAAGAGACGCGUCACUCCCACCACAGUCGGCAACCGCCGCUUCGAUCUAAUCAGCUCCCUGUCCUCGUUCAACAUCCUCACGGCGGAGAUCGUCAAGUACCUCCACCCCCGCGAGGUCUUGACUCUCUACUCCAUCAGCCGUGUUUUCCACGCCACCUGGAACGCGAGCGAGCUCUCGUUUGCCCGAAUCAUGGCUAGCUUCGUCGACCCGGCCGCGGCCGUAGCCUUCCCCUGGGAGAUCUACAGGGACUAUCUCAUCCGGAACCCGAAGGGAUACAUUGAUAUUGACUACACCCAGCCCAGCUGGACUCGGGGCAGAGACAUUGACAAGCCCGAGGAGUGGGAGAAGAAGGUCUCGUCGUGUAGGGGUGUCUCUCUUGAUGCACAGAAUAGCCGUGCCGCGGAUCCAGGACUUGGGAAACCGGACAGCAGCGCCGCGGAGCCAGGACUCAAAACCGCCGUGCCUGCGAAGCCGGGAUCGAGGUUCUGCGCCGGCAUGGCCUGGGUCAACAUGCUGGCCCAGCGCGAGCGCCAGUCCCGGGACAUACUCGCCAUCAUGGCCCGCAAGGGCCACCGCGUGCCCCCAGACACGCGCUGGGUCCUGCGCAAGCUCUGGCUGCUGCUCGACUGCUCGACCAGCGACGACCGCGCCAGGCUCAUGGCGACCUGGAGCGACCUCGACCUCUUCCUGGCCGAGAUCUUCUUCAUCAAGCUGAGCAUGAUAUUCACCGACCCCAUCUCGGGCGGCGGCUCGACGGAUCUCACGGACCUGAUGCUCGGCCAGCCCACGGGCCUGCGCUGCCUCUGGCAGCUCCUGCGCCGCAAGCGCUUCAGGGCCGACUUGAUGGAGAUCCUCAGGCUGCAGCUGAUGUUCGAGCACGAGGUCACGCAGUCGGAGGCGCGGGGCAAGACGAUCCUGGGCAUCCCCGUGGCCCUCGUCGGCAUCGUGCACACCGAGGGCUGGGGCCACGGCGACAAGCACCUGAUGCAGCCCGCAGAGCUGGUGGCUAUCGAGAGCCUCCGGCGGGGCCUCGCGCUCGAGACCAAGGCCGCCGAGAUGAUGUCGUGGGGCCGGCGCGACCACGACAGCGGCCUGCAGCUGGUGCCAAAGCUCGAGGAGAUCUACAUGAGCGACGACGAGCUCGGCCCGGCCCCGGCGGGCAUCGACGGGCGCGCGGGCAACGUGCCCCUGGAGGCCAACGACUGGAUGCCGCACCACUGCAUGCGCGCCGUGUUCGACACCCUGUCGCCCGACGAGCAGCUCGCCGUCAUCGCCGUCGAGGAGGACGAGCUGCUCAAGGCCCAGGCCUGGCUCCCCGAGGACGACCUGAGCGACGAGGACGACGAGAAUGACGAUGAUGUCUAUGGCAAUGUUAUGGAUGGCUUCGGGGGUAGCGGUGACGGUGUCGAGGAUGAUGGAGACGAUGUCGAGGACAAUGGAGACGAUGUCGAGGAUAAUAUGGACGAUCUCGAGGAUGACGGAGACGACGAAUACGACUCGGACGAGGAUGACGACGACUGGGACGACGACAACGGUGGAGAUGGUGCUGCCAACCCCAACAUCCAAGGGCCGCCCGCCCCAGCACCGGCGGGCUCUGGUCUCCUUCAGAGCACGAUGGUCUCCUUCACCACACAGUUUGUGACUCUCCCAGCUCCCAACGUAGGCCCCGUUGCGAGCAGCAACAACACCAACGUCAACUCCGCCCCGCAGCACUCAGGACCCCAGAACCAGGCCGCUGGGGAUGCCCAGCCGAGCCCUAGCCCAGGUCAGUUUUUCGUCUCCUUCCAGAGCGGGGGUAACCCAGGAGGAGGAGGAGGCGGCACCGCCGCUGCAGUUCCUCAUGGCGGAACCGCCGGCUCCCAGGGCCUGCUUGGCCAGGACGACAGCGGCUGGGUCCACGGCCCGGAGACGGCCGAGUUUGGGACCCGCAACCAGGACGGCGCCUACAUGGUGCCCCGCGGCACCCCGAGCACCCGCCUCAGGUAUCACCAGCCGGCCCCGGCGCUCUGCGUGUCAAAAGAGGCACAGUCGCCAGGAGCGCCGCCGUGCGUCGGGACGAGCAUGCAGGAGACCGUCGAUCUGCACCUGGACGACUACAGCCAGAUCAUCGAGCAGUGGCAGGCCCGGCACGGCAGCGCGCGGGCCAUCGCGGCUCGCGCUGCCGCCGCUGCUGCUGCUGCCGCCGAGCCUUCGGUCGCUUCUCCGCGCAGGAUGGGCGCUGCUGUCCAGGGUAACAGCAGCGUGGGUACGCCUCUCAAUACUUUUGGAUCAUCGAUAAUGACUCCUGCGGCGCCCGACGGUGGUCCCAACCCGGCGUCGCCUACCGGUAGGUCCAAUGACCAGCAGGCGGAACCGCGGGAGGCCUCGUCUCCCCAAGACGUGGCCAUGGCGGACCCAUCCACCACGCCGCAGCAGGGGGAGGACUACGAUCCCGCGGCGGGGCUCCCAGACAGCAUGGACAUGAACAUCUUCGCGGUCGCCGUCGACUCCUACCACGAGAACGCCAAGUCGACAGACCUCAGACUCGACAACAAGUCGGCCGCCGCCGCCGCCGCCACCACUGCCACUCCUCUUUUGAGCCUCGUUGAGGGCAUGGAGCACGGCAACGGCGCGGGCGCGUGCGUAGGUAAGACGCCCGACCCGCACGCCCAACCGCAGGAGCAGCAGCAGGGUAAGGAGCCGUCGUCGUCGACCAACGAGCUUUACGACCCGUGGCCGACGGAUGACGACGGCGGCGACGACAACGACGAAGACGACGAAGACGACGACACGUCCAGCUCCGGCGACGACGACGCGGCAUCGGACGGCGGCGGCGGUCCGGGCAAGAAGCCCAAGACGAAAAAGAAGAAGCGGCGCAACCCCCAGGCGCUGGGCCGCAUCGUGCGCCAGCGCGAGCCCCGCGUCGAGGUACUGGACCACGUCGGCCGCAAGUGGGGCUUCAAGCACUCGGGCUCGGACUCGGACGUCGAGCAUAGGCAUGUUUAUGAGGAGUUGGACCCGGAGCAGACACCGUACGAGUACCGCCAGUACUAA
Molecule: messenger RNA, 3447 nt
Organism: Gaeumannomyces tritici R3-111a-1
Lineage: Eukaryota; Fungi; Ascomycota; Sordariomycetes; Magnaporthales; Magnaporthaceae
Exons: 1
Coding region: 1-3447 (1148 amino acids)
Source: RefSeq, a predicted model, not a curated record